Messenger RNA from Lepisosteus oculatus (spotted gar), 1898 nucleotides. Its product is annotated as alpha-N-acetylgalactosaminide alpha-2,6-sialyltransferase 2-like. Lineage: Eukaryota; Metazoa; Chordata; Actinopteri; Semionotiformes; Lepisosteidae. The record is from RefSeq and is a predicted model, not a curated record. Gene Ontology annotation, molecular function: alpha-N-acetylgalactosaminide alpha-2,6-sialyltransferase activity. Gene Ontology annotation, biological process: oligosaccharide biosynthetic process.
CAAUGGAUUUUGUCAAAACCGUGUUCCAGACCUUCUGAUGGUUUGAAUGUCCUUGUGUGUCAUUAAUAUGACAGUUAGGAGACUUUUCUUUGUGACCCUGGCAGUAACCUUCGUAUGUCUUUUCUUCUAUGGGUUAUAUUCCAAGAACCUGGUGAUGUAUAAUAUGCGGCGAAGCUUUGUACACACAAGAGGAUCAGAGUUUUCCAAAGAAACAGCAAGCGUCUUAUUUCUAGAUGAAAACCAAGGUAGAUCCCAGCAUGCACUAGAAACACUUGGUUCCAAUGGUACCCUAAAAGCCAGCCUGGACAAAAAGGCAGAAACUACAAAUAAAAGAAUUGAAAAGGACAAGGUGGAGAGUGAUGACAAUUUGAAACCCAAAGCACUAAGCUCCAAAACAUUCCCAGGCAGCAAGACCACCAAAGAUACCCCCAAACCCAGCAAGGUUGGUACCACCACAAAAAGACCUCAAGAGAAGUCCACAACUGCCAAGUCCAAAAAAGUCACAUUGACAAGAGGCACCAAGGCUAACCGGAUGUCACCAGCAGAAGACAAACUGGAAGGACGUACCAAAAGCAUGACCCCUACGCCACUUGUGCCACCCAUGAAUAAAUUGGACUUUAAGAAAAUUCCCAAAUGGGAUUUUGAGGACAUAUAUCGACGGGACUCCCAUCCCAGACAGACGACCUGCCCAGAAUCGGUCAUGCUGUCUAAAGAUCCUGAUUUUCAGAAGGCCUUAAUUCCUGAUAUUAAAAUCUUUAUGCACAAGGAAGAUUUUAACACCAGUGAAUGGAAUCGUCUCUACCAUUUUAAUAAUCCCUUUGGCUUCAUGGGGGGAAACUAUACAGAAGUCAAAGAGGCUGUGCAGCUCAUCCCGAAAUUGAAAGACUAUCAGCUUUUGCCCGUUCCAAAAAACGAAGCACACGGAUGUAUCCGCUGUGCUGUUGUUGGCACUGGAGGGAUUUUAAAUGGCUCACGCAUGGGUAAAGAAAUUGAUUCACAUGAAUAUGUAUUUAGGAUGAAUGGCGCUGUGACUUUAGGCCAUGAAGAUGACGUGGGAAAUAAAACAUCUGUUUAUGUCCACACAGCCCACUCCUUGAGUUCCUCAAUCUCUUUAUUUAAAAGGCACGGCAUGAGUGGUAUACCACACAAUGAGGGAACCAAGUACGUCAUGAUCCCAGAAGGCAUGCGUGAUUUCCAGUGGCUCAUUGGCCUGCUGAAGAACACCACUGUUGCCACUGGUCCGUAUCGAGGAAGAAAGCUCUGGACAUAUUAUCCCAGCCAAUUUGAUCCAAACAAGUUCUAUGUGCUUCACCCUGAUUUCCUCCGAUAUAUUCGGAAUAGGUUUCUGAACUCCACUCAACUUCAGUCUCCACACUGGCACAUCUUCAGACCAACCAAUGGAGCGUUCACUUUGUUUCUGGCUCUUCAUGUCUGUGACGUUGUGGAUGCCUAUGGGUUCAUUACAGCAGACCAUGCCAAAUACCCCAACUAUUACUGUGAUAAGCAAAAGAGCCGAGUUGUUUUUUACAUCAAUCACGACUAUAAUUUGGAAAUUAGAACAUGGAAGAAACUUCAUGACACUAAGAUCUUGAAACUUUAUCAGGGGACUGAGGACACGCAGAAACCAGAAAAUGAAGAAAAAAAAGAUUAAAGAUUUUUAAAAAAUUGGGGAGAGCAUGGUGAUAUGAUAUGUUGCCCGCUGGCACACACAGUUUGCUGUAACGUAAUUCUGUGGUGUACAUAUUCCUAUUAAAUAUUUCUUUUUUUCUUUCAAUGAAAGUGGAGUCUUGUAAGACCUAGUCGGUCACAAGAUUCCUUUGAAAUGAUCUUUUAAAUUAUGCAAAGGAACAAGUAAUAGGUGUAUUCCAUGCUGAAAAGAGAAGAAAGAAAACACAACG